AUGGAGUCACUCUUGACUCUUGAACUUUCUGGUUGCUUUGACAUUGAGAAAAUUCUAGAAUUUGUUGAAAACAUGGGAUGCUUACAAGAGCUUAAAUUGGGUGGCAUUGGUAUUAAGGAACUACCUUCAUCAGUUGAAGGCUUGAUUGGCCUGACUUCACUAUUUGUAGCAUAUUGUGAUGAUCUUAUGUGUCUUCCUAGCGCCAUUUGUAGUUUGAAAUCGCUUGAAUCUCUUGAUAUUUCUUGGUGCUUAAAAAUUGACAAAUUGCCAAAGAACCUAGGAAAUGUCAAAGGUCUAAAGAUGCUUAAGUUGAGUGGAACAACUAUAAAAGAGUUGCCUUCAUCAAUUGAACAUUUGACAAGUCUUACUUUACUAACUAUUAAUAAAUGUAAAAAUCUUGUGUGUCUACCUAACACCAUUUUUAGUUUGAAGAUAGGUAAUUCUUUUGAUCUUGCUGGAUGCUCAAAAUUUGACAACUUGCCAGAGAACCUAGGGAAUGUUGAAGGUCUGGAGAAGCUUGAUUUGAGUGGAAUGGCUAUAAAAGAGUUGCCUUCAUCAAUUGAACAUUUGACAAGCCUUACUUUAUUGUCUCGAAAAAAUUGUAAAAAUCUUGUGUGUUUUCCUAGCACCAUUUGUUGUUUGAAGUUGCUUAAUUCUCUUGAUCUUUCUGGAUGCUUAAAAUUUGACAGUUUGCUAGAGAAUCUGGGGAAUGUAGAAGGUUUGGAGUUUCUUGAUUUGAGUGGAACUUCUAUAAAAGAAGUUCCUUCCUCCAUUCGACAAAGUGGUAGACUACCAAACAUGUUAGAGAUUAUUAUUCCUGGAGGUGAAAUUCCAAAAGGGUUUAGCCCUGCAAGGUUUAUUUUGAAAAGUCCCCCUUGA
Molecule: messenger RNA, 879 nt
Organism: Quercus robur (English oak)
Lineage: Eukaryota; Viridiplantae; Streptophyta; Magnoliopsida; Fagales; Fagaceae
Product: disease resistance protein RUN1-like
Exons: 2
Coding region: 1-879 (292 amino acids)
Source: RefSeq, a predicted model, not a curated record